Messenger RNA from Micromonas pusilla CCMP1545, 1590 nucleotides. RefSeq lists its product as uncharacterized. The coding region runs from base 1 to 1590 and encodes 529 amino acids. The record is from RefSeq and is a predicted model, not a curated record. The transcript is spliced from 2 exons. Lineage: Eukaryota; Viridiplantae; Chlorophyta; Mamiellophyceae; Mamiellales; Mamiellaceae.
AUGGCUGAGAACGCGCCGACGACGACGGUGAACGUCACGAGGGACAUCGCGAAGGAGCUCACGUUCGAGGACAUCAGCGUGCACUCCCCCGGCUUAUUCCGCAAGGGCGACGCCAUGCGCGCGCUGCGCGAGAACCCCUCCACCGGAACGUUCAGACGCGCGCUCGCGGAGCUGAACCAGACGACCGAGUCGUUCGCGCGCAUCUUAGACGCCGCGCGCGAGAAGGCGCUGGGGAACUCCGAGGCGGACUUGGAGCGCAUCAAGACGAACAUCAAGCGCCUGAAGUUCGGCACGAUCGAGCUCGGGACAGAGCGCGCGUUCUUGCGUUCCAUCCUCGAGUCCCGCCCGCUCCCUCGCGCGCCCCCCGAGGAAUCCGACGCGUUCCGCGCGCGCAACGCUUCGCUGAAGCAGCUCAAAGACGCGAACGACGCGAACGAAAAGGUGGUCGAAGACCUCGUGACGCGCGUCGGCGCGUCCGCGGCGGCGCUCGAGGCGGAGAAGGCGCACCUCGCGGCGCGCGUCGACGCGUUGGAAGGAUUGGAGCGCGAUGUGGACGCCGCGGAGCUCGCGAGCGCGGGCGUCGCGAAGGACUUUUGCCGGCGUCCCUCUGCGCCUACCCCUCGCUUUCAAUCCCCGCCCGCGACGCCUUUCAACUCCGCUUCUGACGCCUUUCAACUCCACCCCGACGACGAAUCGAAGCACGCGGCGCCGGACCCGGCGGACGAGCAUCUCACGGACGCGGAAGCGCGCGCGAUGCUCGACGAGCUGGACGCGGAGGCGACGCGCGUGAACGCGGCGCUGCGCGCGCGAGAGAGCGAGGCGAUGGCGAUGCGGAGCGCGCUCGAGCCCGGGGAGGCGGCGCUCGCGGAGUGCAAGGCGGAAUUGGCGCUUCUCGCCGGCGCGGGGCGCGCGAUGCAACGCGAGGCGAAGGCGAUGGCGGAGAUCGCGGAGACGGACGCGCUGAUCCGCGAGCAGAAGGCGCUGGUGGAGACGCUGCAGGGCGUGCGCGUGGUGUCCGUGGACGACGGCGGCGUGAGGCUCACGCUGAGCGUGCGCACGGCGCUGCCCCCGACGGAGAAGGCGAUCGACGGAGAAGGCGACUUUGACGACGCGGGGAGAGAAAAGGAACAUCUGAUGCGCGUGGAGUUCCACCCCGGGUCCGUCGCCGUGAAGGACGCGUCUUUGGAGCCCGCGGACGUGCCGAUCGAGGACGUCGUCGCCGUCGCGCGGUCCGCCGCGGACGCGCAGAGCGCGCUGUCUGACUUGCUGUGCGAGACGCGCACGCGCGUCGCCGCGACGGCGGCGCGAAUGGAGGCGUUGAGUAAGGCGGCGGCGAACGGAACCGCGGUGGAAUGGAACGCGAUGGAGGCGAUCGUGCGCGCGCCGCUGUCGCCGGUCGGGACGCUCGCGAUGGAGGUGCCGUUCGAGUGGCCGAUGAACGGCGCGCGCGUCCGCGUCGUCGGGCUCGCCGGGUUCGCGCCCGCGAUCGUCGCCGCCGCCGCCGGGUCGGUUGAUCCGGCGGGAUACGGAACCGUGGAGGAGGCGGUCACCGCGACGCGCGACGCGCUCGCGGCGGCCACCGCGGCGUGA